CAGACCAGUCUGCGCCUAAAUGUAGUCCUGGAAGGAGGAGAAAUCUUAAGAUGCCUUUUUGACGGCAGGCAAAAAAAGACAGGCGACAAACCGGUCGGUUCCCUUUAAUUUCCUUCUGGGUUGCAUUUAAAGGGGAGGCGCCUAUUAGGGAAGAGAAUGGACAGCAGCAGCAGGAGGAGGAGGAAGGGAGUUUGCAGCAACUGCUUCUUCCCCUUUUGAAAGGAAUCCGAAAGUUGGAAGGAGAAUCUUGGAAGGAGGAAUCUUGCAGAUUGUCUGGAGGGAGCAGAUCCAGGGGGCAAAUACUAUUGGAGUUGGAGCCCUGCUGUCGGGGCCUCCUGAUGGAGAUAGAGCUGGUGACAGUGAAAGAAGAGACAGGGCCAGAAAUCCCCUCUGUCUGUCCCUUCUGCCAAGAGGACUUGCCAACCCUUGCUGGGCCCACGGGGCACAUUCCACAAUGCCUGGGGUGCAAAAGCUUUGUUUUAGAGCCUCAGAGUUGGUUGCCGGACAACCCAGAGGCUCUGGCCCACCCUAUGGAGAGGCCCUACACCUGUUCCUUCUGCCCCAAGAGCUUCAAGAGAGCUUCCGACCGGCGCGACCACGAGCGGGUCCACACCGGCGAAAGGCCCUAUGGCUGUGGCGUCUGCGGCAAGCGUUUCACCCAGAGCUCUGUGCUUUCUGGCCACAUGCGCAUCCACACUGGCGAGCGGCCUUUCCACUGCAGCAUCUGCUUCAAGUCUUUCAACAAUGGUUCUAACUUCCGGAAGCAUCAACGCAUUCAUGGCCAACUGUUUGGUCACUGUAACACAAGGGAAGAUGAGAAAGACUGUGACCUAUUCCUUGGGAAGAAGCAGAGCCAGCUGGCAGAAGGACAAAAUGACUAUCAGGUCAUCCAAGAAGUAAAGAAUGGCGAGAACAGGAGGAACCAAGACCCCAAGGGAUGGCAAGGCCUUAGUUGCAAUAGUAGGAUACCCCAAAAUGGCAGCUUAAGGCAACCUAGUGACAAUAUGGACUAUUUCAAAGGAAGAGGACUAAGGCAAGACGGUAGUCAUCAAAUAAGGCAAAGUAGCCAUGGAUGUAUUGAUGUUAAGAUGGAAGGCAGCAAAUACAAUUAUGGUUGCUUGGGAGACAAUGGCGAUUCUAGCCAAGGCUCAGAAGUGACUAAAAAUGGCCACAGCUUCCAGCCACGGAGGGAUGUUAGUGGGGAAAAUCACACUGAAGCCAUGAGGCCAAAUAAAGCUGGCGGAAGUCACACUCAGGGAGAACAGAAGCAACUUGCGGAGAGUUGUAAUGAUAAGUUACAGCUAGAUGGCAACAGUUUUGGAAAAGGCCUUUCACUAGUUGAUGGCGACAGGAAGGAUAUUCAUAAACAGGGUCAGGAGAGCAGAGUCAGGAGCAAUUUAGUAAGGAGGGCAAAUGGAGACUAUCUUAAAGGGCUGAAGUACAGCAGUGGAGAGGGUAUAGGCACAAACAUGAGGCAAAAUGGUACAAGGGGAAGCCAUCUCAGUGGACUGAAUCCAGAAAUGGAUGUUAGUAUCUUGGAACCAAGGCAAAACGGCAGUGAUGCAGAUGCUACUGAUGACCUAAGACACCAAAACCCUGGCCAGUUUGGAGACGUAACCCAGGAUGGUGGCACCAACAAGGAGAAAUGGAUGGACUUCCAAGUAGACACCCUCAAGAAUGUUGUCACACCCAAAGUGUCUUCCUGGACACAUCCCAAUAACAGCAAUGUUUUGGCCUGGGAAGAGCCAAAUAUUAGGAUAAUGAAAGAAAAGGAUGAAUUUGAGGAUUGUUCUACCAUAGGCAUGUCUAACGAUGUAUCUCCCUGGCAACAAGAAAGUCCUGAACCAUGGUCCUUGCCUUAUGACAUCUCUGCCUCCCCCCAUAGCCAUUCCCAACACCAGUUUAGAAUGACCUCUCAUCACUGGGAAGAAGAUGGGAGUUCACCACCUAGUUUUCCUUUUCAAGAACCUGAAACCUAUGGGCAGCACUCUCUGCCAGAAUUAGAUUCCAAACCCUUUCUGUGUUUUGCAUGCCCCAAGCAGUUUCGUCGGGCCACAGAUCUGAAGGAGCAUUUGCGGGUUCAUACGGGCGAGCGGCCCUUUGGUUGCAGUGUCUGCGGGAAGCGAUUCACUCAAAGCUCAGCCCUGGUUACUCACCGGAGGCUACACACUGGAGAGAAACCGUUUGAGUGUGCUGUGUGCUAUAGACGUUUUAAUAACUCCUCCAAUUUUGCCAAGCAUCGCCGGCUUCAUGGGCAGGAGGGGACAAGACAUGGGGGUAAAGCCAUAGUGAAAGACUUAUGGAGUGACAAGCCACACUGAUACCAUUUGAAGGAAACCUGUCAUUGGGAAAUGGAAGUGUAGCUGUAGGUAGAACUGUGGGCACUACUUUUGUUGUUGAUGGGUGCUGAGUUCAGUAUCCUGCCAAGCUUUUCCUUUUAUAGAAAACAUAAAGUUGUUAACUCCUAUGGUGUGGUUUUAAUGUCAUGGAAAACUAUGGUUUGGCAUUUCAUGAGCAAGUCAUAGGCUUAUGUGCUCCUUCUUCCUGUAAUGCUAGUUGUGAUGCAGACUCCUGUGCUAAUAAGGACAACAGAGGAUAGAAGUAUUGCUUCACAAAUAUCAACAAGAGUAUAGUGAACAAGGUCUGACAAAUCCAGGAAGCUAUUAAACACUACAAAACUGGCUUUAAAGAGACAUUGCAAUAGUUUCUUUGCACUUCUUGGUAAAUAGAUUAUUUCAAAACCAUCCCUAGCACAGCAAUCAAGCCAUUAUUUCUAAUUAAGUUGGUGAGUAAGCGAAGGUUGGUGGAAAUCAUGCUUUGCCAAGAAUCAGGAAAUGUUGAGAGAAAGGUGCAUGUAAAUCUUAGCCAUUUAUGUAAUACUAAAUCAUGGUUAUGGGGCUGUGGUGGCACAGGACGUUCAACCUCUGAAGGUGUAGAACUUGCUGACCGGAAGGUCGGUGGUUUGAAUUCAUGGGAUGGGGUGAACUCCCAUUGUUAGCCCCAACUUCUGCCAACCUAGCAGUUCAAAAACAUGCAAGUGAGUAGAUCAAUAGAUACCACUUCAGCGAGAAGGUAAUGGCGCUCCAUGCAGUCGUGCUGGCCACAUGGCCUAGGAGGUUUUUUGUUUUGUCAGGAGCGACUUGAGAAACUGAAAUUCGCUCUGGUGUGAGAGAAUUGGCCGUCUGCAAGGACGUUGCCCAGGGGACGCACAGAUGAAUUGAUGUUUUUAUCAUCCUUGUGGGAGGCUUCUCUCUUGUCUCCGCAUGAGGAGCCAGAGCUGAUAGAGGGAGCUCAUCCGCCUCUCCCCGGAUUCGAACCUGCGACCUGUCGGUCUUCAGUCCUGCUGGCACAGGGGUUUAACCCUCUGCACCACCGGGGGCUCCACCUAGGAGGCUUAGAAAUGGAUGUGUGCACCAACCCAUAGAGACUCGACUAGAUUUAAUGUCAAGGGGAAAUCUCUACCUAAAUCAUGGUUUGGCAUUAUGUUCUGGACUCUUUGGGACCUAGAAUAUCAUUUGAGAAUAUAUGUACCAAAUCUCUUUGGUGUUAGAUCUUGAUAGAGGGAGUGGAGCAGACUUUCUAGUAGUCAGUGCCUUGUAUGGACAUUUUAAAAAUAUUUUUUUUAAUCAUGUGAAAUUUGUUUAAUGUAUGAAAUUCAACACCAUUGCUGGAAAUUAGGUGGUUCGUAUUCACUUAACCUGAGUGUAAGCCCUGUUGAACUUUGGUUGAAUAUGUAUACCAUUGUGCUAUCGACACAAUUGUAUACUGCCAAUUUCCUACAUUGGCAGUAUGUUAGCUCUUUAAAAAAACUGAUCUGAUUUAUAGCAACCAAUAUGCACAGGGUUUCAAAUAUGUGCCCAUGCUCAGGAGCACAAAUUUGAUUUCAUAAAAAGGAAUUUGGUGAAAGAUGUGAAUAAAGCAAUGUUAUAUUAGCAAUGGAACAAUUUAGGGAGAAAGGGCUAUGGAAAAGUUAUUUCAGAAAUACUUGUAAAUAUUUGCAGCAAACACCCAAAGCUAGAAAUAAAAUCUUUUGAAAAUA
Molecule: messenger RNA, 4039 nt
Organism: Anolis sagrei ordinatus
Lineage: Eukaryota; Metazoa; Chordata; Lepidosauria; Squamata; Anolidae
Gene: ZNF784
Product: zinc finger protein 784
Biological process (GO): regulation of gene expression
Cellular component (GO): nucleus
Source: RefSeq, a predicted model, not a curated record